Molecule: messenger RNA, 744 nt
Organism: Fomitopsis serialis
Lineage: Eukaryota; Fungi; Basidiomycota; Agaricomycetes; Polyporales; Fomitopsidaceae
Product: Rrp15p-domain-containing protein
Exons: 3
Coding region: 1-744 (247 amino acids)
Biological process (GO): maturation of 5.8S rRNA; maturation of LSU-rRNA
Cellular component (GO): preribosome, large subunit precursor
Source: RefSeq, a predicted model, not a curated record
AUGGCAAAACAAGCCACUCACAGCGCUCCUGCUGCACCUCCCACAAAACGCAGAAAACUGACGCCCCGCCCGGAGGAAGAAUUCUCGGGCGCAGAAGAGUCUAACUCGGGCGAUCGCAGUGACUCUUUGCACGAGGCAGACUCCGAAGCCGAUGGUUCCGAGAACGACGCUGGGUCGUCUCCUGAUACAGACGACGAAAUUGGAGAGCCAAAGUGGGCCAAGUCGAAAAAGACCUUGAAGCGCAAACACCGAGCUACGGAUGCGACGCGCUUCGGUGCAACUCUGCAAACACUGCUGAGCACCGAUGCACCCUCUGCGUUGCCACUGUCUCUCAAGCCAUCUAUCGCGAGGAAACGGAAUGACGAGAAACUGGAGACGAAGGGGAAGAAGGUGCUGGAGGUAGAGAAGAAGGAGAAGGAGGAGAAGGGACGAAUAAGGGACGUCAUCGGUGGAUGGGGUGGCGAAAGCGAGAGAGCACUCCGGAAAGUCGCUCAAAGAGGAGUUGUAAAGUUGUUCAACGCGAUACAACAGUCCCAGGCCGCAUCUACGACUGCUGCUGUAGAGGUGAAAGCUCAGAGAGGUUCAGGAAAGCCCACACUACCUGCCCCUGUCCUUGACAAAAAGAAGGUAGCGAAGAAGGGUAAGGAGAAGGACAAUGUCAUCGGAAGAGGGAAAGAAACAACGCUGGGUCAAGACGAUUUCCUCGACAUCAUUCGGUCUGGCGGCAUUGUCGCCAAGGCAUGA